Molecule: messenger RNA, 1797 nt
Organism: Vidua macroura (Pin-tailed whydah)
Lineage: Eukaryota; Metazoa; Chordata; Aves; Passeriformes; Viduidae
Product: basic proline-rich protein-like
Source: RefSeq, a predicted model, not a curated record
AGUUUCCGAUGCCGGUUCCCAGUGCCCGGUUCCCAGUUCCCGGCUCCCAGUGCCAGUUCCCGGUGCCGGUUCGCGGUUCCCGGUUCCUGGUGCCGGUUCCCGGCUCCCAGUGCCGGUUCCCGGUGCCGGUUCCCGGCUCCCAUGCCCGGUUCCCGGUGCCGGUUCGCGGUUCCCGGUUUCCCAGUGCCCGGAUCCCGGCUCUCCGCUGCCGGUUCCCGGUGCCAUUCCCGGUGUCGGUUCCCGCUGCCAUUCCCGGUGCCGGUUUCCCCAUUCCCGGCUCCCCGGUGCGGUCCCGCCCCCCGCCCCGCCCCUCUCCUCCGCCGCCGCCGCCGCCGCCGCCGCCGCCGCCGCCCUUUGUCCGUGGCCUCGGGCCCCGCCAUGGCGCCGCGGUGAUGCGCGGCGGGGCCGGCCCGGGGGCGGCGGGGCCGAGCGCGACCGGGAGCCCCAUGCGGGGGCCGCCGCCAUGGGGCAGGUCCUGGGCUUCGCCCACUGCAAAGAGGCUCCGUCCACGGCCUCCACCACGCCGGACUCCACCGAGGGCGGCAGCGAGGACUCGGCGUUCCCCGAGCUGCCGGCGCCGGAGCCCCCAGGAGGAGGAGGAGGAUGAGGAUGAGGACGAAGAGCGGGCGGCGGCCUGGGGGGACCCCCGGGGACCCCCCCGGGACCCCCCCCGGGAGCUCACCUUCUCCUACAUCGCUUUCGGGGGCGGGGGCGGCGCCCCCCAGCCCGAGCCGGGGCCCCGCGCCCGCCGCGACCCCCGCCGGGGCCGCGCCCCCCGCCUGAGCUCGGGGGGCUCCCCCCGGGGGCCGGACCCCCGAGCGGUCGCCGGGGCCCCCCCGAAACGUCCCGGGGAGCCCCCGGCCCCCCCCGAGGGGACCCUGGCGGACCGGGGAGGGGGCGAGGCUGAGGAGACCCCCGGGAGCCCGGCAGCCCCCGCGCCCCUCCCUCCCCCGCCGCCAGGGGGCGCCCCGCGCCCGCCCCCCCCGGAGCCCCCUCCGGCCUCGGCCCCGCCCCCGCCGCCCUCGGACCAAUCAGCGAGCGCGGCGGGCGCUGACGGACAGGCGUGGGAGCUGCUGUACUGGCGGGCGCCCGAGCGCUCGGCGCUGGCCUUACUGGUGGCACUGGUGGCCCUGGGGUGCCUGUCCCGCUUCAGCGCCGUCUCGGUGGGCGCCCACGCCGCGCUGGCCGUGCUGGCCGUCACCGUCCCCCUGCGGCUGCGCCAGCUGGCCCUGAGGGCGCUGAGCCCCCCGGCCCCCGAGCCCCCCGCGCGGCCGCCGCCCUCGGGGCCGCUCAGCGCGGAGCAGCAGCAGCGCUGGGCGCGGUGCCUGGCGCGGCACGCGGUGACGGCCACCCGCACCCUCACCCGCCUCUUCCUCGUCCACAGCGUCCCCGAGUCCCUCAAGUUCGCCUUCCUGUUCUACCUGCUGACCUACGUGGGGGCCGUGUGCAACGGGCUGACGCUGCUGGGAGCGGGUGUCGUCUGCGCCUUCACCUUCCCCGUGCUCUACCGGCGCCACCAGGCCCAGAUUGACCAGUACACGAGCCUGGCCAGGAGCCACCUGAGCCACCUGCGAGCCAGGCUCCUGGCCAAGCUCCCCAGUGCCAAAGCCAAGCCGCAGUGACGCCCCCGGCCCCGCCCCCCCCCCGAGGUGACAGCGAGGGGGGAGGGGCGAGGCCGGGAGGGAGGAGGGGUCCCCGCACCCCUCCCCCACCCCCCCCCACCCCCCCCCCCCCCGUGUCCUUCCCCUCCCCCCCCCACGCUGGGGAGGGGUCACUUUAAUAAAAACUCUUGUGACA